GUGGCUUGGCGGGACCGUUAGCUCAGCUGUGCUGCUGUGGAGCCGGAAAGGCGGUCGCAAAAUCCCCGGCAGAAUUGAGCUGUGGCGGCUUGAUCCAGUGGCAUAACUUCCGCUGUCGAGGCAUACUGCUGCAUCUACCAGAUUUGAACUCGACAACCGCAAAAGUCAACCAUUUGACCUGGCCUUUCGGCCCUUUUCUCGCCGCCCCGGACCUGGGUGUAUUCAACACCAAAUCGAUAAGAUGGACGAUUUGGAGUCUCUCGAGCUGCUUUCCCUUGUGUCGAAAGUCACAUCGGAAUUGCAGAACCACAUCGGCAUCAGCGAGAAGACGCUUGCCGAGUUCGUCAUCGCCCAACGGCUCGAAUGCGCUAGCUUUGCGGAUUUUAAGGCCAAGCUGGCCGCCGUCGGGGCCGACUUCCCCCCAAGCUUGGUAGAAAGUAUCGAUCGCCUUGUCCAGACUAUGCAUCCAAAGUUCAAACGGAAACAGAACGGCGGGGACCACAAGGAGGAUGACGAGAAGCCCGGUCGAUCAGUCGAGGAAAAGACCAGCGUGUUCAAGGGACUUGCGAUCCCUGACAAGGAGGCAACUGCCAUCGACGAUACCCUGGCAUUACUGGAGAGUCUGGAACCCAAGGGACCCGGCAAGGAACCGUCAACCCGAAAGCGCAGCCGAACCCCGGACGACUACCGAGACGAUUCGAGGCGCAAGCGUAAAGAGAGAUAUCGAUCCAGAUCCAGAUCAAGAUCAAGAUCCCCUCCGCGGGGACGACGGAAGAGCGGUCGCUACGAGGACGACGACGAUUUCCGCCGACCACCGGCCCAGGAACUGGACGACACGCCCCAGCUUUACAAAGUCUACGACGGCCAUGUCACCGGUGUCAAGGAUUUUGGCGCGUUUGUGAAUCUGCAUGGCGUGAGGGGUAAGAUAGAUGGAUUGGUCCAUGUGUCGGCAUUCGGGCAACGAGUCGAUCAUCCGUCCGAUGUGGUUUCUAAAGGCCAGGAAGUCAAGGUCAAAGUGAUCAAGAUUGAGGGCAACCGCAUAGGCCUCUCCAUGAAGGAUGUCGAUCAGGAGACAGGAAUGGACCUCGCCCCGCAGUUGAGGAUAGGAUCCGGUGCCAACAUGGAGGCUCUGGGUAGCGGGAGGAAGGGCGCGGGCGAACUGAACAAUGGCAACGACGGUUCCUUCCAGGCGUCUGCGGCUGCUAGAAAGCAGAAGAAGCGGCUGACCUCGCCAGAGAGGUGGGAGAUCCGUCAGAUGAUCGCCGCCGGGAUUGCAAAGGCCUCCGACUACCCGGAUCUUGAGGAAGAAUACAACGCAACGCUCCGGGGCGAGGCGCAGAUGGAGCUGGAAGAAGACAUUGAUAUCGAAAUCCGCGACGAAGAGCCCCCAUUCUUGGCGGGUCAGACCAAGCAAUCUCUCGAGCUCUCGCCUAUCCGAGUCGUGAAGGCGCCGGAUGGCUCAUUGAAUCGUGCUGCCAUGGCAGGAGCCAACUUAGCCAAGGAGAGGAAGGAAAUACGGCAACAAGAAGCAGAAUCUCAGCAGGAAAAUGUCAAGGUUGACUUGUCAUCCCAAUGGCAAGACCCUAUGGCCAAUCCAGAGACCCGCCAGUUUGCCAGCGACCUGAGAAAACGAGCCCAAGCAUCACAGGGGGCGCCAGAUGCUGUCCCUGAGUGGAAGAAGGCCGUUGCACCCAAAGACCAGUCUCUCGGCAAGCGGACCAACAUGACUAUAAAAGAGCAGCGGGAGUCCUUGCCAGUGUAUGCGUUCAGAGAGCAGCUUAUCCAGGCGGUUAAAGAGAACCAGAUUCUCAUUGUGGUCGGCGAGACCGGUUCAGGCAAGACCACGCAGCUCACACAAUAUCUGGCAGAGGCUGGCUUCACAAAUACUGGCAUUAUUGGGUGCACGCAGCCCCGUCGAGUAGCUGCCGUUUCCGUUGCCAAGCGUGUGUCUGAGGAGGUCGGGUGUCAACUCGGCCAGGAGGUUGGCUACACCAUUCGGUUCGAGGAUUGUACUAGUCCAGCAACUAAGAUAAAGUAUAUGACGGACGGAAUACCCCGAUCUCACGCGAUAUUCAGUCAUCAUGCUGGAUGAGGCCCACGAACGGACCAUCGCCACGGAUGUGCUGUUCGCGCUUCUGAAGAAGACCAUGAAAAAGCGGAGCGACCUGAAAGUUAUUGUGACAAGCGCUACCUUGGACGCCGACAAGUUUAGCGAGUACUUCAACCAGUGCCCCAUUUUUACGAUUCCAGGACGGACUUACCCUGUCGAGAUUCUCUAUUCUCGAGAACCUGAAUCGGAUUAUCUUGAUGCUGCUUUGACGACGGUGAUGCAGAUUCACCUGAGUGAACCGAUGGGCGACAUUCUUCUCUUCUUGACAGGCCAAGAAGAAAUCGACACAGCGUGCGAAAUCUUAUAUGAGCGAAUGAAGGCACUAGGGCCAAACGUGCCAGAGCUUAUCAUCCUGCCGGUUUAUUCUGCACUUCCCAGCGAGAUGCAGAGCAGAAUCUU
This is a messenger RNA of Canariomyces notabilis, 2509 nucleotides long. RefSeq lists its product as uncharacterized. Gene Ontology annotation, biological process: spliceosomal complex disassembly. The record is from RefSeq and is a predicted model, not a curated record. Lineage: Eukaryota; Fungi; Ascomycota; Sordariomycetes; Sordariales; Chaetomiaceae. The transcript has 3 exons. Gene Ontology annotation, molecular function: RNA helicase activity; RNA binding. Gene Ontology annotation, cellular component: catalytic step 2 spliceosome; intracellular anatomical structure. The coding region runs from base 242 to 2092 and encodes 616 amino acids.